Rhopalosiphum maidis (corn leaf aphid) is the source of this 3974-nucleotide messenger RNA. RefSeq lists its product as uncharacterized. The coding region runs from base 366 to 3104 and encodes 912 amino acids. The transcript is spliced from 5 exons. Gene Ontology annotation, biological process: regulation of transcription by RNA polymerase II. The record is from RefSeq and is a predicted model, not a curated record. Gene Ontology annotation, cellular component: aryl hydrocarbon receptor complex; nucleus. Gene Ontology annotation, molecular function: transcription cis-regulatory region binding; nuclear receptor activity. Lineage: Eukaryota; Metazoa; Arthropoda; Insecta; Hemiptera; Aphididae.
UCGUGUCCGGUUCGUUUUGUUGCCGCCGUCGGUCGUGAUCGCAGUUGUGUUUGAUUUUUAAUUUUCUUUAUCCUUACUAGUCGUCACAAAAAAUUAUACGCCAAACUUAUUCACCGGUACGACUCGUAAAUAUCGUUCCGGAAAAUAAAAUAUGAACGUUUUUUUUGCUAUUUAAUUUUUGUUGUUUCUGUUAUUGUUUUAUUUAUUUUUUAAUUUUCCAACCUAACCGUUCUUUAUUGUCGAUAUUCUCAAUCGGUACGUCGGGAUAACCGUACCCUGAAUUAUUAAUAUUGUUUGUGUUACCAUCGCACGUUCAAAUGUGGAUUAAUAAAUUUGCCGAAAACCUGAGAGACACUGAAAAAUGAAUGAUGCAUUCAGAGGCUUUGGUGUGGUUGACAACGGGAAUCGGCGGUCCUCUGUCCGUGGUAUGGCUGUGCUGGGCGAUACUGGUAUUGUGGUUCGGCCGAGGCCAGUGGCGGCCGUCGGACCCGCUGCUCAUAGCGCUGUUGGCUGAGGCGAUCGCCAAACAGGCGGCCGGCACCGCGAGCUCGGCGCUGUCGCUGUUCCGGCCGGAUGAACCGGCCAUGUGCAGCGCGGUGCAGUGGUUGUGGACGGCCGCGCACACGAUGCAGGCCGGCACGUUGGCGUCGUUGGCGCUGAUGGCCGGACUGAGGCGCAAGAAGCGGACGGUGGCCGCGGGCGGCCGGCCGCUGUUGCUCUAUCACCUGGCCAGCCUGUCGGUGGUGAGCGCGUGCGUGGGCGCCGCCGCGCUGAUCGCCCAGACGGAUCCGUGCGCGCCGCCGUCCGACCGCCGGUACGCGGUGUUUUCGCUGGUGUUGCACGCGUCCCUGGCCGCCGUGGCCGCGGCGUCCGCGGCGUUCGGUUGCGCCGGCCACCGGAAGGGCCCCAACCCGCUGCUGGUCAACUCGUCGUCCGACUUGUCGUCGUGCAUGUCCGAGAUAUCCACAGUGUCCAGCUGCAGCCGCGGCGGCAUACGGCACAGCGUCAGCGACUGCAGCGACCGGACGACGGUGACGUGCACCACGUCGGCCACCGGUACCGGAGGAUACCACCGGACCGAUUGCGCGCUGGUCAACGACCUGCUCCGGUUGCCGUCGGCCGGUAACGCGCCGCCGGUCACGUUCCUGAACGGCGCGCCCAGGACGAUGGUGCACCACCAGAACGGCGCCGCCGCCGCCGCGGAGGACGACACGCUGCGCAGGAUGGACGAGACCAAGCGGCUCAUCGACUCUGGCACGUUGUUGACGAGCAGCGACCGGGACAGCUACGCCGCGUCCACCAUCAGACCGUACCGUUACGGCGGCGGCGGUGGCCCGGGUUCGCGGUAUCAAUUGCCGUCCACCGCGGCGUCCGUGUCCGUCACAUCCACCAACAGCCGGGCCCCGUGCCUGGCCAAGCGCGUGUCGCUGGUCCAGGACGUCCGCAUUGGUUACGUGGUGGCCAUACUGUUCAUGUGCUACUUUGUCGACCAUUUGCCCGUACUGGUGCUGAUGGCUUCCGAACAUUUCAUACCUUCAAAGUUUGUGUUUUCUGCUGAUUAUGCACCUGUGCUAAAAAAUUUACCAAUGCUGGCAGCGCUGGCCGAAGCGUGUUUGUGGCCGGUAGUAUUGCUCCUGUUCGACGACCAGUUCGUGCCCCGGCUUUCAAACUUGUACCGGAGACGAAGCGUUUCGGAUCGGGCUAAGCCCCCUCAAGGUUUACACGGCAAGUUUCGCCCGUACAACGGUUCGUUGCAAGAUGCCCGGAGGCCUCCGCCGCCUUCCAGUGGUGGCGAAGCGGUCAGAUUUCCCAUCACCAACGGAUCUUUGUUCGCCAGCUUGGACGGCAGAGUUCCGGUUCUACACAACUACAGACGAGGCGUUAGGACGAUGAGUGGCCUACUUUCUUCUCCACCACCUCCACAUUUCAUUCACACUGCAAACGAUUCGGCUGCCGGUCACUGUUGCGAAGACGAACAUCACCACCAUCAACACCACCACCACGACCAACAACAACAACAACAACAACUACACCAUCGGUCAUUGCGGUUCGCCAACAUGGUGACCGCGUCCGCGGCCAUGUCGACGACGACGGUGGACGACUGCAAAGCGGUGACGGACGACUCGACGCCGGCCGACAGCCUAGACGACCAGUCGGUCAUAGCCAGCGCGGCCACCGCAGCCGGUGGCGUUCAAGCGGCGGACAACCGAUUGCCGCAAAACUUGCAACAGCUCCGCGAAAAACUGUACGCCCAAGACGACGACGACGACGAAGACGAGACGAGUUGUUGCGGCAGUGACGGUGGACGGGACGCGGACGACGACGGACGUCGGACGGACAGGCCCGAGAAAGCGGCGGCCACGGACACGACGGCCGACGACGAAGACGAUUCUUCGGACGACGGAUGCGACAGGCGAGACGACUGCGACGACUGCGACGAAGAGGGCGGGUACGCCACGCUGUCCGCCCGGAGCGUGUGCUCGGCCACGACGGCGGCCAACGACGAUUUCGAGUAUUUCGCCGCGUCCGUCGACCGAUCCGGAGGUGCCAGUCGCGACAGUCGCGGCAGUGGCGGCGGCGGUGAAGUCGUCGCUGUUCCGCCGGCGUCCGACCGGUCGCCCGUCGGAGGUCGGGUCCCGUACCAGCGGGCGCCGACCAGACGUGCCAAGCACCACCAGCCGCAGCCGCAGCACCACCGGCACCACCAACACCCGCAGCCGCCGCAGUAUCACCAGCAACAUCACAGGCAUCAAGUGCGCUCCGCGGCACCGGCCCUGCCGCCCACCCCGCCCACGCCCCGCAGGCCCAAGGCCCGUCUCACGUCCGUCUUGUCGGUCGACUCGCUGGUCGCGGCACAAGCGGCUGCGGACGCCGCGGGUUAUCCGCACGCCGCCAAAAUGAUGCAUCAGCAGCAGCAGCAUCACCACCAGCCGCAGCCGCAUCACCACCAACACCACCAGGUGCACCACCAUCACGGCGCCGGCGGCAGACAUCGCGGCGGCUUCGGCGGCAUAGCAGGUAGACGGCUGGGCGGCGGUGGCCGCGGACAUCACGGCGGCAGCGUGCCCGAUCUGAAACGAGUGUUCGUCACGGAUUUUUUGUAACCCGCCGUGGCCCGUUCGCGUGUUCUCGACGUCCCUUGAUUUCCGGUCGCAUUCGCCGGCAUCCGUUUCCGUCGUAUUUUCAACGGGUUUCCGGAAAAAAUCGUUUUUUUUUUUAAAUGUUUUAUUGUGUGACUCAUCGAUAUGAUGCACAUUAUAGUGCAUAGUUUAUUAUAUCUCAUGCAUAAUAUGGAAAACACGACGACAUUUGGUCUUCAUUAUAUAUUAUAUUAUAUGCGCGUAUAUACUGUAUACAUGCACAUUUCUGAGACACGUAUUCGCGUAUAUUUAGAUAUUUCGAUAGUAAUUUAUUCAAACCAAAAUCUGUUUUUGUGUAUAAAAUUAUUUAAAGCGUUUGGUUAGUAUUUUUUAUUUUUUUUUCUAUUAAGAUAUUGGUAAGUAAAUGUGCGCCGAUUCAAUUCGUAGUAAUAGGAAGGUAUAUUAUGAUAUACAUUUACAUAGAAACGUACAACACUAUUUUAUCAUAAUUUUCGUUAGGAAAUCGACCAAAGACGAAAAAAGUAUAUCAUAUUAUGUACUUGUUUAUUAGUAGGGUUCUCUCACCGUAGUCUUGUACACGUGUCCAAGUCUAAAAAUUCGUUUUCGUCGUUUUUCUAUUCUCAUAUGACUAGGUAUUCUUUUUAUUAUUAUUAUGAUAUAAUAUAAUAUAUUAUAUUAUGUAUAGAAACAUUAUUACAUUUUUAGACUAAGAUAUUUUGUUUAUUUUUAACACUUGGUGCCAAUUUUAUUGUAAGAUUAAAAUUUAUUUAUACGUUAAUUAUUAUUAUUUUGUAAAUUGAACAUUGUUUUGUUUUUGCUUUUUUUGAAUUAUUAAGAUUGUACAUUAUAUUAGUAUUUAUAGCGUUUCACGUU